AUGUCCAUUCAGGACAUCUCGGGCGACGAGCGGUACACAUCCGUGUGCCUACACACCACCAAUCUCGUCCUCACAUCAGACAGCAGCGACCUGCCUUUUGCUGCCGCGACUUCGCGACUUGGAUGCGAAGUCGCAGUGAAGGCUAGGACGAAGGCCGUAGAAAAAACGCUGCGCUUCUUUGAUGUGCAGGACGCCGUGGAAGUCGCCGGCUUCCACAUACCCAUUGUCUCGUCCAUUGAGGCCUUUGAUGAUGUCUGCUUGUACUUGUAUGACGCCGCGCUAGUGCGCGACGAACAGGUACUUGUCGUCUGGUGCGACGAGACAACUGCCAUCGUCGAGCAGUAUCGACGUAUGGAACACCGUCUCCGCCAUUUCGUCAGCGACUGCACUUGCGGCGGCGGUCAAUACCCACUCGACCUGGAUGCAAGUGUCAAGGAACAAGGCGAUGCCCGGUAUGCCGGGUAUGACGGAAACUUUGACGAGACCGUACGGAAGCGCUUGCUGGAUCCGUCGGAACCGGUCCCAAAAGGACCUCCUGCAGUCAACUCUGCAUCCCCGCUCGGGGAAAUGAAGGUGCCAACACAGGUCAAAGCGUCUUCGAGUGGCAGUGCAGGCGUGUUGUCCGCGAUACAGGACACGGGAGCUCGCGUAUAUGGCGCGGUGAACGCUUGCCCGCGCACAAUGGGCAAGGCCGGAACUAGCACUAAAUACGAUAAUGUCUCCAAGGACAUGGUCGUAUGCGACCCGAGCACCGGCAAUGGCAACCAGCACGUCGACAGCCUCGUCGGGAGAGAGAAAGAAAGGAUGAGCGCAGCACCCGCAGGCGAGGCAUACGCGACUCGUCCUUAUGGCCGGACGUCCCAGCCCCAAUCAAGAGGCGGAAAAUACGCACCGCCUACGAAUUCGACGCGCGUAGGUGAGGGCGUGGGCCAUGAGCAGUCCUCGCACCAGACGUCGCGGGACACAACAGGGUCCCAAGAGCCUUUGCCACGGAUCACCGCCGCGCAGAAAGAGAAAUGGCGCGCAACCGACCGCAGCAUCGAGGAUGAAGAUGCUGGAUCUUCGAUUGCAGCUCCAGGGGUGAUGCGUCGUUCGCAGCCAAGUCGCAAUGCCAAGCGGAAGAGUCCUAGCACCGACAACAAUGACCGUAUUGACGGCUCCUCCGGCUCGCGCAACAAGAAGCAAAAGAAGACGCACGCGGCACCUCCUCCGAGGCAGAAGCAAUUCGUCUGUCCUCGCGAGAAAUGCGAACACGAGGCGUUCGGUGGCCGUGGCGACUUCCACCGUCACCUGGUGAGCUGUUUUGAGAUCAAGCAGUUCUUCUGUCUUGGUUGCGGCAAGCUUUUUGCGCGGAAGGAUGCGACAAUCCGUCAUGUCAGGAAUACAAGUUGCGACAGGUCGCAGGAUCCUACUGGCAACAACGGCGGCUCCAGUACGCAGAUUGGAAUUCGCGACUGGGAGAGCAUGGAGAGCGUGCAAGUGAGCGACGCUACCAUACACUUGCGAGCCACGCAGCUAGGCGUGAGCAUGGAAGACCUGGCCUACGUGCUUAGCUUCCUGACUGAACUCGAAACGGCUCUUCUAAUCAGCGACAAUGAGGACAACGACGAGGGAGCGGAUUGA
Postia placenta MAD-698-R-SB12 is the source of this 1623-nucleotide messenger RNA. RefSeq lists its product as hypothetical. The record is from RefSeq and is a predicted model, not a curated record. The coding region runs from base 1 to 1623 and encodes 540 amino acids. The transcript is spliced from 4 exons. NCBI's taxonomy places the organism in Eukaryota, Fungi, Basidiomycota, Agaricomycetes, Polyporales, Adustoporiaceae.